Molecule: messenger RNA, 2363 nt
Organism: Pongo pygmaeus (Bornean orangutan)
Lineage: Eukaryota; Metazoa; Chordata; Mammalia; Primates; Hominidae
Gene: CYP27A1
Product: cytochrome P450 family 27 subfamily A member 1
Exons: 9
Coding region: 498-2093 (531 amino acids)
Biological process (GO): glucocorticoid biosynthetic process; cholesterol metabolic process; cellular response to peptide hormone stimulus
Cellular component (GO): mitochondrial inner membrane
Molecular function (GO): monooxygenase activity; oxidoreductase activity, acting on paired donors, with incorporation or reduction of molecular oxygen; iron ion binding
Source: RefSeq, a predicted model, not a curated record
GAUCAGAUGACUGGCCCCCCUCGCUCCGAACUGACUCCGGGAUCAAUCCGGACGGCCAUUGGGAGAAGCCGAGGGCAAGUUAGCCGCGGCCGGUUCCCGUUCCCUCCAGAACGCGAGGGUCGCCUUGGGUGGGGAGCCCGUGACCGGGCAAGGACCUAUCCCGGUGUGGGGCUUCCUGAUUUCGAAAGAAUCUCGCUGCACCCCCCGCCCAGAGUUCAGACCAAGCGAAAAGUUAUUUGAGAGGCCUCGGAGGCGCGGGGUGAGGAGUCGGUGGCGGAGGCCUUGGUCGGGGCGCCGUGGAUAUCCCCGAGUCACCGCGUCCCUCUCCUGCAGCCCCCGCGUCGCUGGGAGGAGCGAGGGAGUGAGCGGGAAGGGGUCUAGCUGGCCUUUGCUCGGCCCUCCCCAGCACCCGGCUUUGAACCCGCCCUGCACUGCUGCCUGGGCGGGUCCGGGGACUCAGCACUCGACCCAAAGGUGCAGACGCGCGAGCACAACCCAUGGCUGCGCUGGGCCGCGCGAGGCUGAGGUGGGCGCUGCGAGGGGCCGGCCGUGGCCUCUGCCCCCACGGGGCCAGAGCCAAGGCCGCGAUCCCUGCCGCCCUCCCCUCGGACAAGGCCACCGGAGCUCCCGGAGCCGGGCCUGGUGUCCGGCGGCGGCAACGGAGCUUAGAGGAGAUUCCACGUCUAGGGCAGCUGCGCUUCUUCUUUCAGCUGUUCGUUCAAGGCUAUGCCCUGCAACUGCACCAGUUACAGGUGCUUUACAAGGCCAAGUACGGUCCAAUGUGGAUGUCCUACUUAGGGCCUCAGAUGCACGUGAACCUGGCCAGUGCCCCACUCUUGGAGCAAGUGAUGCGGCAAGAAGGCAAGUACCCAGUACGGAACGACAUGGAUCUAUGGAAGGAGCACCGGGACAAGCACGACCUGACCUAUGGGCCAUUCACCACGGAAGGACACCACUGGUACCAGCUGCGCCAGGCUCUGAACCAGCGGUUGCUGAAGCCAGCGGAGGCAGCGCUCUAUACGGAUGCUUUCAAUGAGGUGACUGAUGACUUUAUGACUCGACUGGACCAGCUGCGGGCAGAGAGUGCUUCGGGGAACCAGGUGUCAGACACGGCUCAACUCUUCUACUACUUUGCCUUGGAAGCUAUUUGCUACAUCCUGUUCGAGAAACGCAUUGGCUGCCUGCAGCGAUCCAUCCCCGAGGACACCGUGACCUUCGUCAGAUCCAUUGGGUUAAUGUUCCAGAACUCACUCUAUGCCACCUUCCUCCCCAAGUGGACUCGCCCUGUGCUGCCUUUCUGGAAGCGAUACCUGGAUGGUUGGAAUGCCAUCUUUUCCUUUGGGAAGAAGCUGAUUGAUGAGAAACUUGAGGAUAUGGAGGCCCAACUGCAGGCAGCGGGGCCAGAUGGCAUCCAGGUGUCUGGCUACCUGCACUUCUUACUGGCCAGUGGACAGCUCAGUCCUCGGGAGGCCAUGGGCAGCCUGCCUGAGCUGCUCAUGGCUGGAGUGGACACGACAUCCAACACGCUGACAUGGGCCCUGUACCACCUCUCAAAGGACCCUGAGAUCCAGGAGGCCUUGCACGAGGAAGUGAUGGGUGUAGUGCCAGCUGGGCAAGUGCCCCAGCACAAGGACUUUGCCCACAUGCCGUUGCUCAAAGCUGUGCUUAAGGAGACUCUGCGCCUCUACCCUGUGGUCCCCACAAACUCCCGGAUCAUAGAAAAGGAAAUUGAAGUUGAUGGCUUCCUCUUCCCCAAGAACACCCAGUUUGUGUUCUGCCACUAUGUGGUGUCCCGGGACCCCACCACCUUCUCUGAGCCUGAGAGCUUCCAGCCCCACCGCUGGCUGAGAAAUAGCCAGCCUCCUACUCCCAGGAUCCAGCACCCGUUUGGCUCUGUGCCCUUUGGCUAUGGGGUCCGGGCCUGCCUGGGCCGCAGGAUUGCAGAGCUGGAGAUGCAGCUACUCCUGGCAAGGCUGAUCCAGAAGUACAAGGUGGUCCUGGCCCCGGAGACGGGAGAGUUGAAGAGUGUGGCCCGCAUUGUCCUGGUUCCCAAUAAGAAAGUGGGCCUGCAGUUCCUGCAGAGACAGUGCUGACCUGAGUCCCCGCCUUGCUGGGGCUUGUCCUAGAGGCUCCAGCCCUGGCACAGUGGUUCCUGGCUGCCACCAUGUCUCAGAUGAGGAGGGAGAGAAGGAGGCCACCAGACUCGAGAGGUGGGAGAAACUCCCUGCACUUCCCACAGACCCUGAGCUUUUGCCACUGCUAUCAUUUUUGAGCAACUCUCUCUCAGCUAAAAGGCCACCCCUUUAUUGCAUUGCUGUCCUUGGGUAGAAUAUAAAAUAAAGGGACUUUUAUUUCUUAUUGGA